Messenger RNA from Myripristis murdjan (pinecone soldierfish), 1602 nucleotides. It is a transcript of the gene dnaaf11, whose product is annotated as dynein axonemal assembly factor 11. Gene Ontology annotation, molecular function: protein binding. Bases 1 to 1461 code for a protein of 486 amino acids. The transcript has 14 exons. The record is from RefSeq and is a predicted model, not a curated record. Gene Ontology annotation, biological process: outer dynein arm assembly. Gene Ontology annotation, cellular component: cytoplasm. Lineage: Eukaryota; Metazoa; Chordata; Actinopteri; Holocentriformes; Holocentridae.
AUGGUUUACAUCACAGAGGACAUGGUCCGCCAGCGGGCCGAGCACAACGACUGUGAGAUCUUCUCGCUGGAGGAAGUCUCUCUGCACCAGCAGGACAUCGAGCGGAUCGAGCACCUGGACAGGUGGUGCCGGGAGCUGAGGAUCCUCUACCUGCAGAACAACCUCAUCCCCAGGAUAGAAAACGUGGGGCGUUUGAAGAAGCUCGAGUAUUUGAACCUCGCCUUGAACAACAUCGAGGUCAUCGAGAAUCUGGAGGGCUGUGAGUUCCUGCAGAAACUGGAUCUGACUGUUAACUUCGUGGGUCGGCUGAGCAGCGUGGAGUCGCUGCGGCACAACCUCCACCUGCGGGAGCUCUUCCUGGUGGGAAACCCCUGCACCCAGUUCCACGGCUACAGGCAGUACGUGGUGGCCGCCCUGCCGCAGCUCAGGUGGCUGGACGGGACGGAGAUCAGCCGCUCGGAGAGGAUCCGGGCGGCUCAGGGCCUGGAGGAGGCGAGGAGGAGCAUCUGGCAGCAGGAGCAGGAAUACCUGAGGAGGAGGGCCGAGGAGAAGGAGGAGGCGCAGAGGAAGACGGCCGGAGGAGAGAAGAAGAAGAAGAAGGAAAAUGACAACAACAACAAAAACUCCCAACCAGAGAGGAAGCCAGGCACCGACAUCAGCAGCUCAGCUCCGGGUUCGGAGGAGCAGCAGGAGCGCACGCAGGAGGAGCCAAGGCCCGAGCCCACCGAGGAGCAGCGGGAGGAGCCGAGGCCCGAGCCCACCGAGGAGCAGCGGGAGAAGGAAUUCUGGGAAACGCCGUGUGACUUCACGCCCGAGUCCCGGCUGGAGGUUCACCGCCACCUGCAGGAGAAGAAGAGGGCCAAGGAGAAGGACAAAGAGAAGAAGCCGAAGGCUCCAAGGACCCUGAUCACUCCUGAAGGACGGGUCAUGAAUGUGAACGAGGCGAAGCUGCCCUUCUCUCUGACGGAGGAUUUGGAGAACAACAGCGUUGUCUUGGACCUGGCUGUGUACAGACACUUGGACACCUCCCUGAUGGACGUGGACGUUCAGCCGACGUAUGUCCGAGUCACCGUCAAAGGAAAGAUAUUUCAGCUGGUCGUGCCUGCCGAAGUGAAGCCUGACAGCUCGACAGCCAAGAGGUCCCAAACCACCGGCCACCUGCUCGUCACCAUGCCCAAGGCUGAAGGUGAAAUCAAAGCGACGCAGAGCGGCCCACGUCCACCCAAAGCACGACUCUGCACCACCGGCAACAAAACACCCAGUGAGGGUCAACAGUUCAAAGGUCACGUCCCGUCUAGGCUGGAGGUGGAGCCCAGCAGGCUAAUCGACCUGGCCAACAUCGUGCCGCGGGCGGGCGCCAAGGAGGGGCCGCUGGAGACGCCCAGGACGCCGCCACCCCCUGCAGACCAGAACUUCUCUGAAGGGUUUGUGGACGACCCCGAUGUCCCCCCGCUCAUAUGAGACUCGGAGAACAAAACAAAACAACAAAAGACUUUUUAUCCAUGAAUCCCCCAAAGCAGGGAACUGAAUCAGUCCAGCUGUGCUUUCACACCUGCAGCAACACCGUCAUCGAGUCAGCUGAUGUCACUUCAAGUCGGUCCC